Molecule: messenger RNA, 1721 nt
Organism: Aphanomyces invadans
Lineage: Eukaryota; Oomycota; Saprolegniomycetes; Saprolegniales; Verrucalvaceae
Exons: 3
Coding region: 64-1311 (415 amino acids)
Biological process (GO): urea transmembrane transport
Cellular component (GO): membrane
Molecular function (GO): urea transmembrane transporter activity
Source: RefSeq, a predicted model, not a curated record
CCGGAGGAGGAUUUCCAUUCGAUAUAUUAUCGUGUGAGGUGGCACUCGGCAUCGCGCCGUGCAAUGACCCGACUCGUCACUGCAUCAUCCCCGUCGGCCGCGAUCCCUCUAGCCAGCAGCAGCAGCUCCCGUCAAACGGAUCCGUACCACGACGUCACGGCGCGGCCACCGUCCACGUGGUUGAAAACGGUAGCUCCAUUUCGAACGUUGCCGCAAACGCGCGCGGCGACCGGCCGCAUCGUGUCGUUCGUGGAUAUUUGCCUGCGGUCGUUCGGCCAAUGCUGCUUUCAAAACUCGCCACUGACAGGACUCGUAUUUGUUGUUGCGCUGGCGACGUCGGCACACGGACCAGCCAUGGUUGGGUUGGCUUUGUUGGGUUGCAUGUCGGCCAACUUGUUUGCCAUCACGAUGGGCUUCCACGAGCCCUUGAUUGCCGCUGGGCUCUUUGGCUACAACGCCACCCUCGUCGGGUGCGCGUUUCAGGCGUUCGUGGUCGGGGACGCUCCAUGGACGUGGGAAGCUCACGCGCACAUCCUGGUGGCGGUGCCGUGUCUGUCGGUGCUGUCGGUGCUUGUGGCCUCGGCGGCCUCGAGUGUGCUGCCUCCAGGGACCCCUGGCCUUACGAUAGCGUUCCAGGUGACGGUGUGGAGUUGGUUGCUGGCCACACACACCUGGUCCCCGGCCGUUGCAGCUCCGUUCGCGCCAUCGCCUGGCUUGUACAUGCCGCUCCAUGGGAGCGCCGCCGCCGUCGCGACGGCCAGAUCGUACGACAUGGCCAAAGUUCAGGUCGCAGUGGCAUCGGGGGUGGCGCAAUGCUGCUUGGCGUCCGAGUGGUACGUCGGGCUGGCCAUGGUGGUUGGCAUUGCCCUGUGCUCGCCGAUCUCGGCGUUUUAUGCCGCGGUCGGGUCCACAGUGGGGACGUUCAUGGCGGUGGCGGUCGGCGCGCCGCCGGAACAAAUCUACCUCGGUCUGUAUGGAUUUAAUGGCGCGUUGUGUGCGAUCGCGCUGGGUGGAUUCUUCGUCUUGGCGAACGGCGUCCACCCCAACAUGUUGGUCGCUGUGGGCAUUCUUGGGUCGACGUUGCUCAUGAGCACCACGAUCGGAGCGUUUGGACCCGUCGGCCUCCCUGCGCUAUCGUGGCCAUUCACAUUCAUGACGUGGUGCAUUCUCGUGUCAGCGACGUCGAUGAAGCGCGUGGUCUUGAUUCCUCUCGACGAGCUGCAGACCCCCGAAGAUCACUGGGAGCACCACCACGAACGAACCCGUCGCACGAUGCGACCGUCCCACCCACCGCCGUGCUUUGAUUCAUGAAAUCGACGUGUUUGUCAAAGUCCGAGCCUGUGGCGCCGUUCAAGUCUAAAUACUUUUCUCACGCGCUGUGUUGGAUUCAACCUCUUGAUGCGGGACGCAUGAUUCCGACUCGACACGCGUUGGAAUGUGCAUGUCACGCGUGGCAUGGCCGCCGCCGUUGUGGGAGGGCCGUUUGACAGGCAAAGACAUGUGUGCAGGCUCCACGAGGUUACAAGUGGUUGUGGUAAAACGACGACUGCUCGUCGUGCUGCGCGGUGGUUUCGAUGCCCCGCUUGACGAGGCCCGAGUGCUUGCCGCGCUGCACGACGUCUCGAAUAAUGUCGGCCUUGUCGUGCUGCCACCGCUCGCGUUCUUUGUACAAUUGGGCGAUUUUCGGGGUCGGCGGGUUGUGAAACAGGAACGAGUCUUGC